UCAGCUUCUCCUCAGACGCCACAGAGAGCGCUCCAUCCUCAGGCUUCUUCUCCAAACAAACUGCUGAACCUCCAGCCGACUAUGUCCAGAUUCAGCGCCUUCAUUUUGCUCCUUAUGGUGGCAGUCGGAGUCCACCAGUCAAGUGGUGUUGAAGUCAAAGUCAACGACAAGAAUGGAACGUUGUGUCUAUCCGCCAGCCUCAUGGUCAACUUCUCCAUCUCCUACGAAACAACAGACAAGAUGAUGGCAGUCGUUGAAAUUGAACUUCCCUCUAAAGUCUCAGCGAAUGACAGCGUGUGUGGCAGCAAUAGCUCUGUGUUAAAAUUGGAAUUCGAGAGCGGCCACUCCUGGACUAUGAACUUCAUUACCAACGGGAAAACGUACGAGGCUGACUCCAUCAUCUUCUCCUACAAUCUGGGCGACUCCAAAGUCUUUCCCAACUCCUCGUCCAAUGAUACUCUUUCGGUGACCGUGAAACCUCACAUCAUUGAUGUCGACACGGACACAAGCUACUCUUGCAAGAGCAGCGACAUGAUCCAGGCGAAGUCAGUCAACCAGACGUUGUGGAACGUUGUCAUCCAGGCUUUCAUCACGAAUGGCCAACAGAGCACCAACUAUACCAGCUGCGCUGCCGAUACCCCGACCGCCGCUCCUACAAAGCCACCUGUCACCACCCCAUCUGCCCCUACAACCCCCGUCCCGACCCCCACUCUGCCUGAUCCUGCCGUUGGCAAAUACAACGUCACACCUGAGAACAGCACAGCCUGUCUGCUGGCACAGUUCGGCCUGCGUCUCGGGAUCAAGCUCGGAGGCAAAUACGAGGAGAUGAACUUGAACAGCAGCAAGGUCUCGGCUACUGGAGGGUGUAACGUGAAUAGCAGUGAGUUGGUACUGGAGUCUGACACCAUGAACAUCAAGAUGACUUUCACCAAUGACACCAAGAAGUUCCGCCUGCAUGCCUUUGAGGCCAGUGGAACAACCAGCUCCGGUGCCAAGUUCAGCGAUGGCAACUCCUCCCUGAGUCUGUGGGAAGCGUCCGUGGGCAACUCGUACAUGUGCAACAAAGAGCAGAACUACACCAUCACCGAGGACCUCUUCGUCUUCACGUUCCAACUGCAGAUUCAGCCUGUCGGGGUGAAGAAAGGAGCGUUCAGCACAGCCCAAGAAUGUUCUUUGGAUGACACCAGCAUCUUAAUCCCAAUCAUUGUCGGUGCUGCGCUGGCUGCCUUGAUUCUUAUUGUCGUGAUCGCUUACGUGAUUGGCCGAAGAAAGACUUAUGUCGGCUACCAAACUCUUUGAACACCGACAGCCAUUAAGAUCAUUUGGGGACGGACACGCAAGCCUGGUCUUUUGAGCUUCUGAUCACAUAGAAAUCUCAUUCAUCAACGACUCAGAUUUUUAAAUUUGAUCUGAUGAUUCAGUUUGAGUAGUUAUGACUUGCACAGAAGGAGAUCUGUGACUGCCUCUAGGACCAAGCUUGUGUUCUGACCCCUGUUCACCGCUUGUUCUGUUGAUGUCUCGUGUUCAUUUUUCCUUGUUUUGUGAACGAGUGAGUGCAAACUCCAGUCCUGGGACAGGAAAGGGAAGGGAAGUUGCACUUACUGGUGAUACCCUUGUUUGUCAGUCACACGUCACAGUAAGGGAACCUUUUAUGUUUUGCUUUGUCCAUGAAGUCAUUAAUCUGCAUUUAUAUCAACUAGAAUGAUUAAAAGACCAACUACAGACAGAGUUGUCGGUGGUAUUUAAUCUGGGCAAUAAAUUCAGUUUGUAAUGUCAAUUAGUGCUGAGUCAGUUUGAUGCAAAAUUAUUUUUAAUUCAUCACCAUAAAAAAAACAUAAAAAAACAAAUCUCAAGUUUAUUUUCUUAGACGGCAUGUAACCUGUCUCUACGCAUUAAUGGUGUAUAAUGGCUUAUUGUGUUCAUUAAUAUUAGGCUCCCUUAUUACAGCGUGGUAUUGUUUUCUCGUUUCAUAAGACCCUGUGUGAUUCAUCCUAUUUUUUUCAGCGGAAACUAUGAUGGAAUUCAGAUGAAAAGUUGUUGUGUGAAUGUGCGUUGGUUUCCCCUGCAGAGCAGGAGAAGCGCUGCGCAUACUCCGGUUUAUGUUUCUCCCCCUCAGAUUUAGAUUUUAAUCACGUGCAGGCUUGCUUAGUCGAUACCUCCGCUGUGGCCACGGCCCCCCUCCACCCCCCGAGGCGUCCACAGGCGCUAUAUGUUGGCAUUAAGGUGUAGAAAAGGGAAGCGUGCAUUUUUAACUCUGGGAUCAGGAAUCAUGAAAUGCACGCAGACGCUGGUUUAUUGUGACUCUUCAGGGGUCGGUGAGCUUUUAAAACUUCUCUUGUGUAGAAGAGACUUAAUCUGCUUUGUUGAGAUGUUGUUUGGAUGGAGUCCUAAAUAUCACACGUGCGAGUUGACAGAAAAGUCUUUCUGUAUUUGUGUUGAAAACGUAGGGCGCUCCAGUCUUUCUCUGUCAAACUUGAGGUAACCAUUUUGGGCAGGAAAACCUCAUAAAGAAUCAGUUGAUGGGUUGCUAUGGUAACCACUAUAAAGUUUGAACACUAAGGAAGGCUGCCUUUCAUUGGUGGUCACUGGUUUUGCAACUCGUAACGCUAACGUAUAUGUUGAACCAAGUAUCUUGUGUUUUUUUUGUUGUGUGUUUAAGUGACGUUAGCAUCCAGUUUCUGGUAAGCUUUUAUUAUAUGACAGUCAUUUCUCCUACUACUAUAUCACUUAUUCCUGUUGACCUGUUUUCAAUAGUAAUUCUAAUGUCACUACUGACACUGGCAAACAUCAAUGACUUGUUCAAUCCCUUCUGCCCUGACAGAAGUUGGUUGGUUGAAAUGGACAAAGCAAACAUCUUAAAACACAAUAUAAUAGAUGGAGUUAAGUGAUCUGUAGUACUUGCUUUGGAGUGUAGCCAUGUGCUUUAUCUCAAUUAAAAAGUUUUUUGUUGCAAAACCAGAAUCACAAACUACGUGAAAAUGAAGUAGGAAUUUUGCUGACUUUAGCUUUGGUUGCAGUGAAGAGUGGAGCCCCACCAUAUUGUUGAAAAUAGAGCGCUCUUGUGUGGUUGCGUGUCGUGUUCAGACUGGAGCAAUGCAGGCGUUUGCUACGUCAAUGUUUUGUUUUUUUUUUUUUUUUUUUUUUUGCUCUAAUUGACUGCUGAGUCUGCGUGUUUCUGCUUCUGAUUCAACUCUGUGUGUGUGUGUCCUUCCUGUGUGCAUAAUCAUCGCACAGGUUGAGCUCUGUUAUCGAUUGUCGUGCCUUGAUCAAUUGUUCUCAGUCGGCUAAGGGAAUUCAUGUUGCACUGCAAAUAAGUCGUCGUAACUUUUGCAAUCUGUCUUGUGCUUGAGCUAUGAUGAUUCUGUGUGUCUGAUAUGGCGUUUUAGUAUUUUUUUGGAAAUGAAAUAAAACAUAUAAAGUCA
Synchiropus splendidus (mandarinfish) is the source of this 3422-nucleotide messenger RNA. RefSeq names its product lysosomal-associated membrane protein 2 (gene lamp2). The record is from RefSeq and is a predicted model, not a curated record. NCBI's taxonomy places the organism in Eukaryota, Metazoa, Chordata, Actinopteri, Syngnathiformes, Callionymidae. The transcript is spliced from 9 exons. Gene Ontology annotation, cellular component: membrane. Bases 82 to 1299 code for a protein of 405 amino acids.